Orycteropus afer afer is the source of this 2314-nucleotide messenger RNA. RefSeq names its product PDZ domain containing 4 (gene PDZD4). Gene Ontology annotation, molecular function: protein binding. Lineage: Eukaryota; Metazoa; Chordata; Mammalia; Tubulidentata; Orycteropodidae. The record is from RefSeq and is a predicted model, not a curated record.
GCAGAAGCCGGAGGAGCAGUACAAGGUGAUGCUGCAGGUGAACGGGAAGGAGCUCUCCAAGCUAUCUCAGGAGCAAACCCUGGAGGCGCUGCGCUCCUCCAAGGAGCCCCUGGUGAUCCAGGUACUGAGACGUAGCCCCCGCCUCCGGGGGGACAGCUCCUGCCACGACCUGCAGCUGGUGGACAGUGGCACUCAGACUGACAUCACCUUCGAGCAUAUCACGGCGCUCGGCAGGCUGCGCCCGCCCACUCCGCCCAUGGUCAUCCUGGAGCCGUAUGUCCUCUCCGAGCUCCCCCCCAUCAGCCACGAGUACUAUGACCCAGUGGAGUUCAUGGAGGGCAGCCAGCAGGAGGCCGACCGUAUGGACGAGUUGGAGUACGAGGAGGUGGAGCUAUACAAGACCAGCCACCGGGACAAGCUGGGCCUCAUGGUCUGCUACCGCACGGAUGAUGAGGAUGACCUGGGCAUCUACGUUGGAGAGGUCAAUCCCAACAGCAUUGCAGCCAAAGACGGCAGGAUCCGGGAGGGUGACCGCAUCGUCCAGAUUAACGGUGUGGACGUCCAGAACCGGGAGGAGGCGGUGGCCAUCCUGAGCCAGGAGGAGAGCACCAACAUCUCCCUGCUGCUGGCCCGGCCUGAGAGUGAGCUGACAAAGCGCUGGAAGGACAGUGACCGAGACGAUUUCUUGGAUGACUUUGGCUCUGAGAAUGAGGGGGACCUUCGGGCUCAGAAGCUGAAGUCCCCCCCUGCCCAGCCGCUGGGAAAUGAAGAGGAGAAGGGGGACCCCAGUGGGGGCCCAGACCUGAGCAACAGCCAAGAACUGGACAGCGGGGUGGGCCGGACUGAUGAGAGCACACGCAACGAGGAGAGCUCCGAGCAUGACCUCCUAGGCGACGAGCCCCCCAGCACCACCAACACCCCUGGCAGCCUGCGCAAGUUUGGCCUCCAGGGGGACUCCCUGCAGAGCCGGGACUUCCACUUCAGCAUGGACUCCCUGUUGGCUGAGGGGGCCGGGCUGGGCGCCGGCGACGUCCCGGGCCUUACCGACGAGGAGUGUGAGCGCUACCGGGAGCUGCUGGAGAUCAGGGGCCACCUGGAGAAUGGCAACCAGCUGGGCCUGCUCUUCCCGCGCGCCUCGGGCAGCACCAGUGCUCUGGACGUCAACCGCAACGAGAGUCUGGGCCACGAGAUGGCCAUGCUGGAGGAGGAGCUGCGGCACCUGGAGUUCAAGUGCCGGAACAUCCUGCGGGCCCAGAAGAUGCAGCAGCUGCGCGAGCGGUGCAUGAAGGCCUGGCUGCUGGAGGAGGAGGGCCUCUACGCGCUCGGGGCCGGUGAGCCCCAGAAGCACGAGCUGUCUGACAUCUCUGAGCUGCCGGAGAAGUCGGAUAAGGAUAGCACCAGCGCCUACAACACGGGGGAGAGCUGUCGCAGCACCCCCUUGCUCACGGAGCCACUCCCCGAGAGCCCCCUGCGGCGAGCCACCACCACUGCCAGCAACUCCAACCUGAACUGGACCACGGCCGGCAUGCCCGGCACUACCACACCCAAGGCAGCCCCUGCACAGGGGAGCCCCGCCAAGUUCCGCUCCCUGUCCCGGCAUGCUGAGACAGGCCGCAGACAGCACUCAGAGGAGCGUGUCCGCCGCAGCCCCAAGAGUGCGGUGACGCUGGAGCGGGUGGGCCCGGAGGGCAGCCCCUACCUCUCCCGGCGCCACCGUGUCCAGGGUCCGGAGGGCGAGCACUUCCACAGCCGCGGGCCGCUGGCCUCUGCACGGGGCCUGGAAGAGUUGGCCCAUGGGCCCCUGAGCUUGGCGGGUGGCCCGCGGGUGACCGCCGCAGCCCCAGGUGCUGAAGCCCCUCGCAUGGAGUGGAAGGUGAAGGUGCGCAGUGACGGGACCCGGUACGUGGCCAAGCGGCCCGUGCGUGACCGGCUUUUGAAGGCCAGGGCACUGAAGAUCCGGGAGGAGCGCAGCGGCAUGACGACCGACGACGACGCGGUGAGUGAGAUGAAGAUGGGCCGGUACUGGAGCAAGGAGGAGCGCAAGCAGCACCUGAUCCGCGCCCGCGAGCAGCGGAAGCGGCGCGAGUUCAUGAUGCAGAGCCGCCUGGAGUGGCUGCGCGAGCAGCAGAGCGGCGACAGCAAGGCCGAGCUCAACAUCAUCGCCCUGAGCCACCGCAAGACCAUGAAGAAGCGGAACAAGAAAAUCCUGGACAACUGGAUCACCAUCCAGGAGAUGCUGGCGCACGGCACCUGCUCCGCCGACGGCAAGAGGGUCUACAACCCGCUGCUGUCCGUCACCACCGUGUGAGCGGCC